Messenger RNA from Phragmites australis (common reed), 1331 nucleotides. Its product is annotated as peroxidase N-like. The coding region runs from base 154 to 1137 and encodes 327 amino acids. NCBI's taxonomy places the organism in Eukaryota, Viridiplantae, Streptophyta, Magnoliopsida, Poales, Poaceae. Gene Ontology annotation, biological process: response to oxidative stress; hydrogen peroxide catabolic process. The transcript is spliced from 4 exons. Gene Ontology annotation, molecular function: peroxidase activity; heme binding. The record is from RefSeq and is a predicted model, not a curated record.
UGCCAAAUUGGCCUACCGAGGUAGUAUAUUCGCCGAUCGAUCACUUUAAUCGCCUAUAAAAACACUGCAAGAAACCAUGGACUGUGCAAGCCCAAGCUAGUGUGGUGGGAGUUGCAAGCCCAAGAUAGUGUGGUGAGACUAACUGAGUAAGACAUGGACCACUCUUACUGCCGGUUGCUGCUUGUAUGUUCAGUUCUUAUUGUAUGCCUCAGUAACCUGGGUGCAAGGUGUCAGCUAACCGACGAUUUCUACGACAACACGUGCCCUCAGUUGUAUAGCAUUGUGCAGCAGCAUGUGUUCGCCGCCAUGAGAGCAGAGAUGAGGAUGGGCGCCUCCCUCCUAAGGCUUCACUUCCAUGACUGCUUUGUCAAUGGGUGUGAUGGUUCAAUCCUUUUGGACGGCGCCAAUGGCGAGAAGUUUGCGCUCCCCAACAAGAACUCAGUCAGAGGGUUUGAUGUCAUCGAUGCGAUAAAGGCCGAUCUCGAGAGAGUUUGCCCUGAGGUGGUGUCCUGCGCUGACAUUGUAGCCCUUGCAGCGGGCUACGGAGUACUCUUUAGUGGAGGACCUUACUAUGAUGUUCUUCUGGGGAGAAGGGACGGGUUGGUGGCGAAUCAGUCCGGAGCUAACAAUGGCUUGCCUUCACCAUUCGAACCUAUCAACUCCAUCAUUCAGAAGUUCAACGCCGUUGGUCUGAACACGACCGAUGUGGUGGUCUUAUCAGGAGCCCACACGAUCGGGCGAGCCCGGUGCGCGCUGUUUAGCAACCGUCUGUCCAACUUCUCGCGCACGAAUUCAGUCGACCCGACGCUGGACGCCACCCUUGCCGUCAGCCUCCAGAGCCUCUGCGCCGGCGGGGGCGGUAACCAGACCACCGCACUCGACACCAGCUCCGCCGACGUGUUUGACAACCACUACUACCAGAACCUCCUUGUCGAGAAGGGACUCCUGUCCUCCGACCAGGGCCUCUUCUCCAGCCCCGACGGCGUCGCCAGCACCAAGGCGCUGGUGCAGACUUACAGCGACGACGGCGAGCAGUUCUUCUGCGAUUUCGUCUCGUCCAUGCUCAAGAUGGGGAACAUCAGCCCGCUCACGGGAUCGGCCGGGCAGAUUCGCAAGAACUGUAGGGUUGCUAACUGAGGAGUGAUGGUCAGCUGGAUUUUAAAGGUUCAGUCAUGCCUGUGCUUGUUGUGUCUAUUUCUUGUACCGUUGUCAGAAGGCACUUAUGUAUGUGUCAGGUUUAUGCGUGUAACAUCAAGUUGUUGCAUUCUUGAAGUACAAGAUGAAGUAAUAAUAAUGGACGCGACUACGCCCCGCGCGUGCCAGAUUUGACA